GCCUCCUCCGCGUUCGGCGUCCUCUCCCUCCUCUACCUCGUCCUCUCCGUCGCGUACCACGCCGCCGCCGACUGCAGCCGCAACCCGCAAGAGACGAUCCAGCAAGUCGAGCUCGCGCGGUUCGGACCGAGCGGCCUCUCCUCGCUCGCCAUCCUGCUGUUUGCCUUCACGUGCCAGGUCAACGUGCCCUCGAUGUUUGCAGAGCUCCAGCCGCCGAACCCGGCCACGAUGCGACACAUCUCUCGCCGCGCCGUCCUGCUCUGCCUCGGCUGCUACGCCCUCAUCGGCACCGCCGGCUACGUCAACUUCCCACACAAGCGCGAGUCGAACGUCCUCUCAAACUACGAGCUCGACGAGCCGCACUCCCGCAUGAUGGCCCCCUCCUUCGGCGCGAUCGCCCUCACCGUGCUGAUGGCGCGCGCCCGCCGCAAC
Molecule: messenger RNA, 432 nt
Organism: Emiliania huxleyi CCMP1516
Lineage: Eukaryota; Haptophyta; Isochrysidales; Noelaerhabdaceae
Exons: 2
Biological process (GO): amino acid transmembrane transport
Molecular function (GO): amino acid transmembrane transporter activity
Source: RefSeq, a predicted model, not a curated record